UUGGUGGAGUAUAAAACCGAAACGUCUCUCUGCUGGCACAUCAAUACGCGCAGACUAUCGAUCAACGCGACUUAAGCAAGGAAGCCAGUGCUAGCUCCCGACUCACAAACCGAUUCGAUUUCAAUUGUUAACGGCAGCAAAAGCCGCCGACGCCAACAGCUUUUUAUUGUACCUCAACCAGAGUGUUGGUGGGUCUUCUCCGCGGAUGCGCGCGCGUUUGUGUGUGUACGAUUAGGGAUCGCAAAAUUUUUUAUUGAAAAAGAAGUGUGAUUAGGGAUUAAAAUGUCGGCACAAAAAGUGGAAAGUGCACAAAAGCAGCAAAACCAAAGCCGAAAUCAAAUUGGCGCACACGAAAAUGCCGGUAAAAUGCAAAAAGUUCCGACGCAAAAUACUAACAGCGUUUUGGAGCUCGACUACCUCCGGGAACGUUUACAGCACUUGCAAGAUAGUCUACUUAAAGAUUUCAAAAAGUGCAUGAACGAAGAAAUCGAAAAUGUUGUGCAGGAGUUGCGUCAACACGAACUCCAACUAAAUGAAUUCCGAGGCUUUGCUAAAUCACAACACACGAGCACCUGGAGCAAUCGCAUUGCAGUAACGGAAGACGCCCAAACGGCCAAUGGCAAUGUACCUACUGAAAAAUCCAAAGAAAUCAAUGCCGAAAGUAAGGAUAACAAAUUGGCAGGAAAACACAAAAAACAGCCCCGACCGCUGCCCGACAAAGUGUUCAAAAUACGCGAAUCGUAUCUCACGGCGUUACUGGAGGUCGACCACAUGCGCACCAUUUAUCACAUAUUCGUCGCAAUAUUGCUGAUGCUACUCAUACAAAGCAUUUCGUAUGAUUAUUUGGCCGAGGGAAGAGUGUACUUCGGUUUGGGCACAUUUAAAUCGUCUUUGGAGAAAAUUGAAUACGUUUUUGGCAUUUGGUUAUUGGAACAUGCCGUCGUAUUUCUGCUUUAUUACGCCUUCAAAAUGUGGACUAACGUGCGGGUCAAAUUGGCUAGGCAACCGGCGCUCCAAAGUUUCUGGUCGCAUUCCUGCCUAAUAACAUACAUUAGCUCACAAUUAUUGUUCGGUUAUGUAGCAUCGGCACUUUGCCUUAAGCUGGAUCUAACUUUUAUAACCGCCUCCAUUUUGCUGCUCGAGUCCACUAGACUGCUGAUGAAAAUGCAUUCCUUUGUGCGCACAAAUGCCGGACGUGUGCUCGCCGGCAAACUGAAAACAGAUGCGUUAUCAGGUGAUGUUGACGACAUAUAUGAUGUACAGCAGUCAGCACAAGCCAUACACCUGCCAAGCUUCAGUUCCUACUUAUACUUUCUCUUCGCACCGACACUCAUCUAUCGCGAUAGCUAUCCGCGCACAACGCAUAUUCGUUGGAAAUUCGCCUUGGCGCGUUUCAUGGAAGUGGUUGGAGUUGCAUUCUUUUACAGUUAUAUAUUUGAACGUCACAUUAGGGUACAGUUCGAAAAUAUUGGAAAUGAGGAAUUGAGUCUGCGCACUUUGGUCAUUAAGUUACACAGCAUGGUUAUGCCCAACAAUAUCAUCUUUUUAUGCGGUUUCUACCUCAUUCUACAUUCUUGGUUGAAUUUCACCUCGGAAUUGUUACGCUUCGGCGAUCGCAUGUUCUAUAAGGAUUGGUGGACUUCGUCAACGUAUGAUGAAUAUUUCCGUAAUUGGAAUGUUGUGGUGCAUGAUUGGCUCUACGAGUAUAUCUAUAAGGAUUCUUAUAAUCACUUGUUUAAGGGCGCAAAGUUACCAGCAAUGUUAAUGGUAUUCUAUACGUCGGCGUUGGUGCACGAACACAUAAUCGGAUUUGCAUUGAAACUAUUCUUCCCAGUGAUGUUUUGUUUCUUUGGCGGAUUUUCUGUGGGUCUGUUAUUUCUCUUCAGAAACGCCUCCAAGAGAGUUGGUAAUUUCGUGGUAUGGUUUACACUGAUCUUUGGCAAUGGCUUACUAUUUUCCUUAUAUAGUAUAGAAUAUUACGCGCGCCAAAAUUGUCCAAGAACUUAUGAAAGUUGGACGGACUACUUUGUGCCCACAGUGUGGACUUGCUACAACAGAUAAUAGUACUACAAGUCGAACAAAUUUUUGUACAUAUAUUUUUAUUGUACAUAUAGAGCUUUAGAGGUUAUAGUGAAGGAUAGGCCUAAUUUUCUUUCUAAUUAAUUAGAUGUAUCUUUGUAAAUAUGUAUGUCAAUUCAUAGUAAUUAAAAUAUUAGAAUGUCCUCAACAAUCUUUUUCUACAAGCUUUGAUGUGCUGUUUUUACUAAGAAACUUUAUAGAUUUCUCGUAACAAUAGUCGUUAUA
This is a messenger RNA of Bactrocera tryoni, 2304 nucleotides long. Its product is annotated as sterol O-acyltransferase 1. The transcript has 4 exons. Gene Ontology annotation, biological process: cholesterol metabolic process. Gene Ontology annotation, cellular component: endoplasmic reticulum membrane. The record is from RefSeq and is a predicted model, not a curated record. NCBI's taxonomy places the organism in Eukaryota, Metazoa, Arthropoda, Insecta, Diptera, Tephritidae. The coding region runs from base 283 to 2061 and encodes 592 amino acids.